UUGAUCAUUUGUAUAUAUGUUCACCAAUCUUCAAGGAUGCCGCUUGUUUGUUCACUUGCAUUAGUUAGGCAGACCUCCAUCAUUUGGUCUCUCUCUCUCUCUCUAAAGAAGAUGAAGAAGAGCAACGAGCUUUGUUUUGAUUUAUGAGGAAGUGCCUUGGCCUCGUAAGCUCUUCUUGAGAAAUUGAGAACAAGAGUCAGAAUACGAGGAACAGUUCUAGGAAACAUGGAGGGAUUCGAACGAGUGCGAUCCUGGAGGCAAACGAGCCAAAACAUGAGCCGGAGCCUAAGCUGGAGCGGGAGCAGGACUUACUGGGGCAUGGACACCGUGUUCGCUGGUGCUAGGCAAUCAAGUCGGACUAGCCACAUCGAUGAAGACGAGGAAGCUCUCAAAUGGGCUGCGAUUGAGAGAUUGCCAACGUAUGACCGGCUACGAACAAGCAUCUUCCAAACUUCCAUUGAGAAUGAUGAGCAGAACCGCGAACAGAAGUUGGUGGUGGAUGUGAGUAAGAUGGACCUGAAUGAUAGGCAACAGUUCAUUGAUAGGAUCUUCAAAGUGGCUGAAGAAGAUAACGAAAGGUUCUUGAGGAAGCUUAGAAACAGGAUUGACAAAGUAGGUAUCCAACUUCCGACGGUGGAGGUGAGAUUUGAGCAUCUAAAUGUGGAGGCAGAUUGUUGCAUCGGAAGCAGAGCUCUUCCAACGCUCGCCAAUGUUGCCCUAAACAUGGCUGAAUCUGCUCUUGGUUUUGUGGGAAUUAGAUGGGCCAAGAAGACAAAACUCACCAUCCUCAAAGAUGUCUCUGGUAUUGUCAGGCCAUCAAGGAUGGCCCUUCUAUUAGGCCCACCAUCCUCAGGGAAGACUACUCUUUUGCUGGCUCUAGCAGGAAAACUGGACCCCACCUUGAAGGUUGGAGGGGAAAUAUCAUACAAUGGGUACAGGCUCAAUGAAUUCGUGCCUCAAAAGACAUCUGCAUAUAUCAGCCAAAAUGAUGUGCAUUUGGGCGUGUUGACCGUGAAAGAAACCCUAGAUUUCUCUGCAAGGUGCCAGGGGGUUGGAACAAGAUAUGAGCUGCUUUCUGAGCUUGCCAAAAGGGAAAAAGAUGCUGGGAUUUUCCCAGAGCCGGAGGUUGAUCUUUUCAUGAAGGCAACAGCAAUUGAAGGUGUUGAGAGCAACCUAAUCACAGAUUACACCUUGAAGAUCUUAGGGCUCGACAUAUGUCGAGAUACAAUUGUUGGCGAUGAGAUGCAGCGUGGGAUAUCUGGCGGACAGAAGAAAAGACUAACAACAGGAGAGAUGAUUGUUGGGCCUACAAAAACAUUGUUCAUGGAUGAGAUAUCAACUGGCCUUGACAGCUCGACGACAUACCAAAUUGUGAAGUGCCUGCAACAAGUGGCACAUCUCACUGACGCCACAAUCUUGAUGUCGUUGCUGCAACCUGCACCAGAGACAUUCAAUUUGUUUGACGAUAUCAUUCUCUUAUCAGAAGGUCAGAUUGUGUACCAGGGACCACGAGAACACGUUCUCAACUUCUUCGAGCAAUGCGGGUUCAAGUGUCCUGAGAGAAAGGGUGCUGCUGAUUUCUUGCAAGAGGUUACCUCGAGAAAGGACCAAGAGCAAUACUGGGCAGACAAAACCAAACCCUACAAGUACAUAUCAGUCAGCGAGUUCGCUAAUAGACUCGAGCAAUUUCAUGUCGGCAUGAGGCUUGCCAACGAGCUCUCCAUGCCGUUCGAUAGGAGCAGGAAUCACCAAGCAGCUCUAGUCUUCACAAAAUACUCGGUCCCUAUUAUGGAGCUAGUUAAGGCCUGUUUCAACAAGGAAUGGCUGCUGAUAAACAAAAACGCAUUCGUGUACAUUUUCAAGACUGUCCAGAUCAUUAUCAUAGCAGUCAUUACAUCGACAGUGUUCAUCAGGAGCAGGAUGCAAACUCAGAACGAAAUGGAUGGGCAACUAUAUAUUGGCGCUAUCCUGUUUGCGAUGAUCAUCAACAUGUUCAAUGGUUUUGCUGAGCUGAGCAUUGCUAUUAUGCGGCUUCCAGUUUUCUACAAGCAGAGAGACCUUUUGUUGCACCCUCCUUGGAUGUUCACAUUGCCUAAUUUCUUGCUCACAAUUCCCAUGUCCGUGUUGGAGUCCGUCGUUUGGAUGGCCAUUACGUACUAUUCCGUGGGAUUCGCACCUGAAGCUAGCAGGUUCUUCAAGCAAUUUCUAUUGAUAUUCUUGGUCCAACAAAUGGCUGCUGGGCUAUUUCGAUUCAUUGCAGGCACUUGUAGGAACAUGGUUAUUGCUAGUACAGGCGGUAAUUUAAUGCUCCUGCUUGUGUUUAUGCUUGGAGGUUUCAUCAUUCCUCGAGGUAGUAUACCUCGUUGGUGGAGAUGGGGUUACUGGGCAUCACCUUUAACUUAUGCUUUCAAUGCCCUGACUGUGAAUGAGAUGUUUGCUCCUCGUUGGAUGAAUAAACCGGCUAGCAGCGGUAAUAGAACUUUAGGUUUGGCAGUGCUCAAGAAUUAUGAUCUCUCCAGUGAGAAUUGGUACUGGAUUGGUGCAGCAGCUCUCGCUGGAUUUGUCGUUAUCUUGAAUGUGCUUUUUACCCUUGCGCUCAUGUACCUAAAUCCCUUUGGAAAACCUCAGGCUACAACAUCUGCAGAAGCAGACAAAGAUAAAGAGGACAAACAAUCGGAAUCGAAGGAAGAAUCUAGAAUGAGGAGACUUUCUUCGAUUAUGAGAGAGUCUUUUAGUGGACCCUUACCUACAUUCAAUGGCAACGACACAGGAGGCACGGAGCUCCAAAGGAUGAGUAGCCAAACAAAUAGUAGUGGAGUGAGCAGAAAUGCAGAUUCCAAACUUGAAGUGGCAAGAGGUGUGGCUUCAAAGAGAGGAAUGGUUCUGCCUUUCAGUGCUCUAGCAAUGUCGUUUGAUAGCAUAAAUUAUUAUGUAGACAUGCCUCCGGAAAUGAAGGAACAUGGGGUCACGGAUGACAAACUCCAGUUACUCAGGGAAGUAACAGGUGCAUUUAGACCUGGAGUGUUGACUGCACUAAUGGGAGUAAGCGGAGCUGGAAAGACUACCUUAAUGGAUGUUUUAGCAGGGCGGAAGACAAGUGGCUAUAUUGAAGGUGACAUUAGAAUUUCGGGAUUUCCCAAGAAACAAGAAACCUUUGCCCGAAUUUCAGGGUACUGUGAACAAAACGAUAUUCACUCACCACAGGUCACUGUGAGAGAGUCUUUGAUCUACUCGGCUUUCCUACGUCUACCAAAAGAAAUUGGGAAAGAAGACAAAAUGAUGUUUGUCGAUGAAGUGAUGGAAUUGGUAGAAUUGGAUAAUCUCAAGGAUGCACUAGUUGGUCUUCCAGGAAUUACGGGUUUGUCAACAGAACAACGGAAAAGAUUGACUAUAGCAGUAGAGCUUGUCGGCAAUCCAUCCAUAAUAUUCAUGGAUGAGCCAACAUCAGGUCUUGAUGCACGAGCUGCUGCCAUUGUUAUGAGGACGGUGAGGAACACAGUGGAUACUGGUCGGACCGUGGUCUGCACGAUUCACCAGCCUAGCAUCGACAUCUUUGAAGCCUUUGAUGAGCUGCUGUUGAUGAAGAGAGGCGGGCAAGUGAUAUAUUCGGGACCCCUGGGUCGGAAUUCCCACAAGGUCGUUGAAUACUUUGAGUGUAUUCCCGGAGUCCCAAAAAUCAAGGAGAAGUACAAUCCCGCAACGUGGAUGCUCGAGGUGAGCUCGAUAGCAGCUGAAAUACCGCUCCAGAUGGACUUUGCUGAGCAUUACCAAUCAUCAUCCUUGUUUAAGAGGAAUAAGGAACUAGUGAAUGAGCUGAGUACACUGGCUCCAGGGGCGAAGGAUCUGUAUUUCCCAACGCAAUACUCGCAGUCCUCAUGGGGACAGUUCAAAUCUUGUCUUUGGAAACAAUGGUGGACUUAUUGGAGAAGUCCUGACUAUAACCUUGUGAGAUACAUUUUCACAUUAGCAGGUGCCCUAAUGGUUGGGACAAUUUUCUGGAGGGUUGGCACCAGACGGGAAGAUCAGUUUGAUCUGAUCAUGAUUAUGGGAGCUAUGUACUCUGCCAUCAUAUUCAUUGGCAUUAAUAAUGCUGCAACCGUACAGCCCGUGAUAGCUGUUGAGAGAACCGUGUUUUAUCGAGAAAGAGCGGCUGGAAUGUAUUCUGCUCUACCUUAUGCGCUCGCACAGGUGAUAUGCGAAUUGCCAUUUGUGUUCUUUCAGGCCACAUAUUACACGGUGAUAGUGUAUGCAAUGGUAUGCUUCGAGUGGACAGCGGCAAAAUUCUUCUGGUUCUUCUUCAUCUGUUUCUUCUCCUUUCUCUACUUCACAUACUAUGGCAUGAUGACAGUAGCCCUCACGCCCAACCAGCAAGUAGCCGCCAUCUUCGCCGCCGCUUUCUAUGGUCUUUUCAAUCUUUUCUCCGGAUUCUUCAUCCCAAGACCAAGGAUACCGAAAUGGUGGGUGUGGUACUACUGGAUCUGUCCCGUGGCAUGGACCGUGUAUGGAUGCAUAGUGUCCCAGUAUGGCGACGUCGAGCACACGAUCAAAAUCCCUGGCCAAGCUGACCAACCCAUCAAGCAAUACAUUCAAGAAACUUUCGGGUAUGACCCAAAUUUCAUGGGACCUGUUGCUGUAGUCCUGGUUGCUUUCGCAGCCUUCUUUGCCACCAUGUUUGCUUUUUGCAUCAAAGCGCUCAACUUCCAGAAGAGAUGAGGCUAAGCUGAUGCUCUUGAAGACGAAGGCAAGCUCUUCCUCGGAUCAUCCUGUACAUACAAAACAUCAGCACGAAAUGCAGUGUGGCAAGAUUGUGCGUGGGACUGAUUGAUUCCUAGAGAAAGACUUGGCCACGGUAUCUGGUGCAGGCUAUACAUAAUCAGUACGUAAACUGUAAAGUUAGCAAGUAUAGUGUAUAAAGCGCAACCAAGGCUUAUUACCUUGGUGACAUUUGAGGAAAGUAUGCUUUAUUUCAGAACAAGUAAUUGAAGCAAAAAUGAUUAAGUGAGACAAAAUACUAUUUAAA
Eucalyptus grandis is the source of this 5020-nucleotide messenger RNA. Its product is annotated as ABC transporter G family member 29. Gene Ontology annotation, cellular component: membrane. Bases 226 to 4713 code for a protein of 1495 amino acids. NCBI's taxonomy places the organism in Eukaryota, Viridiplantae, Streptophyta, Magnoliopsida, Myrtales, Myrtaceae. The transcript has 23 exons. Gene Ontology annotation, molecular function: ABC-type transporter activity; ATP hydrolysis activity; ATP binding. The record is from RefSeq and is a predicted model, not a curated record.